This is a messenger RNA of Brienomyrus brachyistius, 2394 nucleotides long. It is a transcript of the gene gmcl1, whose product is annotated as germ cell-less, spermatogenesis associated. Lineage: Eukaryota; Metazoa; Chordata; Actinopteri; Osteoglossiformes; Mormyridae. The coding region runs from base 265 to 1776 and encodes 503 amino acids. Gene Ontology annotation, biological process: germ cell development. The transcript has 15 exons. The record is from RefSeq and is a predicted model, not a curated record. Gene Ontology annotation, molecular function: protein binding.
CUGAAAGUGACGCCCCUUUUUCUCGCCAAACUGGAUUGUUUACGUGUGUGAUUGCCCACAAUCGCUACAAGAAACAUUUAGACCAAAAAAAAAAGGAACAAUCGUAGCGAUUUUAUCCAAUCAGGCUGACGUAGGUCAAGUGCUGUUAAAGAGAGUGUCCGCUGGCUGCGGAUGUGCUGGGCUUCCCGUGAGCCGAUGCGUUGGCCACCUUGCCGAGAGUUAGCUACCAAGCAAAGUGUACUGUCUGCUUGAGAGGCUGGAGGGAUGGGCUCCCUGGGCAGUCGGCUCCAGGUUUCCCCGCGGGGCCCACAGGGGACAGUGGAGGGUUCAUGCGGAGCCUCGAGACAUGGGUGCGAGUGCCGCAAAAGGAAGCGCAGCUCGGGGUGCCAGUGUGACAGCGAGCCGGAGGAGGAGGACAGCUUGCUGAACACGCCAAGAAGGAAAAAGUUGAAAAGCACCUCUAAGUACAUCUAUCAGACCCUGUUCCUCAAUGGUGAGAACAGCGACAUCCGGAUCUGUGCCCUGGGCCAGGACUGGAAUCUGCACAAGGUCUAUUUGUGCCAGUCGGGGUACUUUUCCAGCAUGUUCAGCGGGUCCUGGAAGGAGUCCACAAUGACGGUCAUCGAGCUGGAGAUUCCAGACCAGAACAUCGACACAGAAGCCUUGCAGGUGGCUUUCGGAUCUCUGUACCGGGAUGAUGUUCUCAUCAAACCCAGCCGGGUCGUCAGUAUCCUGGCCGCGGCCUGUAUGCUUCAGCUGGACAGUCUGAUUCAGCAGUGCGGAGAGACGAUGAAGGAGACCAUCAGUGCAAAGACUGUAUGUCAUUACCACUCCUCUGCCCGCUUGUAUGGGCUGGACUCCGUCACAAAGAAGUGCCAGGAAUGGCUCCUCAACAACCUGAUGACCCAGCAGAACGUGGACCUCAUGAAGGAGCUGAGCGUGACGCUGAUGGAGCAGCUGGUCCAGUCCUCCGAUCUCUUUGUCAUGCAAGUAGAGAUGGACGUCUACACAGCUCUUAAGAAGUGGGUGUUUCUCCAGCUCAGCCCAUCCUGGAGCGGGCCCAUCAAGCAGUUGCUGACUGACGCCGACACCUGGCUCUGCAAACGCCGGGCCGACCUAGGGGAAGAGGAAGCUUUCCUGAGCACCGAGGAGGGGGCCCCCUUCGUCCCCGUGUUCAGACGCGUACGGUUGCAGUACAUCAUCAACGACCUGACCUCAGCGCGCAUACUGGAGCGGGACAAUAUCCUGCCCCCAGACUGGCUCUCUGCUACGUACAAACAGCAGUGGUUUGCCAUGCUGCGGACAGAACAUGACAGCGACCUGGGACCGCAGGAGGCCAACAAAGAAGAGUUUGAACUGAACAGCAUGAGGUGUGGCAGAAAAUUGACCAAAGAUGGAGACUACUGCUGGCGGUGGACGGGCUUCAGCUUUGGUUUCGACUUGCUGGUGACCUACACCAACCGCUUCAUUGUCUUCAAGAGGAAUACCCUGAGUCAGCCAUGUGGGGGCGCUGUGAGCCUGCAGCCCCGGCGCCACAUAGCCUACCGGCUGCGCCUGGCCUCAUUCGACACCAGCGGCAAACUGGUCUGCAGCCGCUCCACUGGCUACCAGCUGCUCAUGCUGGAGAAAGACCAGGAGUAUGUGGUGAUGAACCUAGACAGUCGCCUGCUAACCUUCCCCCUCUACAUCUGCUGCAAUUUCCUCUACACCUCGCCCCCCUCAGCCAGCCAAUCAAGCAGCCCGGAGCCUGAGAGCGGCGCCCGAGGCGUGUCUUGACCCCUCCCACCACUUCUGUCUGCACCGACCCCUGGGCUGUCAUUGGCUGUCCUACAGCAGGUGCCCUUGGAAAGGACACUCAUUCACCCUCACAAGCGAUGCCUGUCUGCUUUCACCGACGUGGUUAGAGAAGAGACUCAAUCCAACAAGCCUCUGUGAAAUCAAGGCUUCCAACCUGGCAGCUCUUUGUGGAUUCAUGCCACACUCUGACUCUAAGGCUUUAAAUAACUUGGAUUGUGUUUUCCAAAAUUUUAUAUGCAUAUCUAUAAUUUUAUAUUAUUUUUUUAUAGCAUUUUUUAUUAUUUUAAAGCCACCCCUACACUAUAACUCUAUUAAUUUGUAAUAGCUAAUAACUAUGUUCAGUAUGAAUACAGCAGCUGUAAAUUGCGGUCAGCGUACAUACAUCUCCAGAUAUGCUUGCGGGUUUAUUAUUGUAUUAUUUUUUUAACCAAUAUAUCGGUAAUGUAUCCACAGUCACAGUUUGUCUUCUUGGUGCUGUUAUUGGAGGACAUAAUUACUUAGUAUGACCUUACAGCUCAGGUUAAGCCAAAGCAUCUUGGGGGAGGGAGGGGGUGAUUCAACAGGUGCUCUCAUGUAAUGGGGGGGGGGGGGACGUCA